AUGGAUGGAUAUUGUUUACGAGGUGAAAUGGACGAGGCUAGAAAAGUAUUCAAUUCAAUAACCAAUAAGGGUUGCACACCUGACGUAGUUAGUUACAGUAUCAUUAUUAAUGGAUAUUGUAAAGCUAAAAGGAUAGAGGAGGCAGAGACACUUUUUCAUGAAAUGACUCGAAGUGGAUUAAUCCCUAAUGUUGUUACUUUCAGCACUCUUAUUAACGGCAUGUCACAAACUGGAAGACUUGCUGUUGCACAAGAAAUUUUCAAAGAAAUGUAUGCUUAUGGUCUAGUACCAGAUGUGAUCGCUUACUCUUCCUUGUUGUAUGGCUUAUGCAGGCAUGGUCAUAUUAAUGAGGCAUUGGGAUUUUUUCGUGCAAUGCUGACCAUCAAAGGGGUACACCCUAGUGUUUACACAUAUAGUACAAUGAUCAAAGGACUUUGUAAAGAAGGGCUGCUGAAUGAAGCAUAUGAAUUGUUUAGGAAAAUGGAAGCGGAUGGUUGCAUGCGAGAUAGUUGCUCUUAUAAUACCAUGAUCCAAGGAUGUCUUCACAACAACGACAUAUCACAGGCAAUACAAAUUCUUCAUGAAAUGGUUCAGAAAGGAUUUUCUGCAGAUGCAUCCGCAGCCGCCAUGGUAGUGGAUCUAUUGUGGAGUGAUUCAACAGUCCCAAACUGGAUAGUUCGGAUUCAUAAAGUUAAACCACCAAAUAAUGGUGGGGAGAGUUUCUGCUUCCCACUGUUGGCAGAUCUUGAAAUGGAUAUGGUAGUUGUAAUUGUGGUUGAAGUUUUAUGGAUGGUGAGAAUUGGAGGUGGAGAAUUCCCUAUAAUCAAGGAAUCUGAUUACCUUGUUAAUGGCGAAUUUUGUGUUGACAAAGAUUCCUGCUACGCCAAAUCGCCAAGCAAGCUACCGAUCCAACUUGAUACAUUGGACAGCCAUCCUUUCGAGCUUCAUGUUCGCACAUUUCCAGGUAUCAUCCACAUUGACACUAUCCCCAUACUUCCCUUGCUAGAAGGUAUCAUCCGCAUUGACACUAUCCCCAUACUUCCCUUGCUAGAUUACAGCCUGACGCAUGCGUCACUGUUUCUUCUUGUUGACCACAUGUCGGAUACAUCAUUUGAGCUUCAAUUUUCGAUUUCCUGA
Durio zibethinus is the source of this 1137-nucleotide messenger RNA. The record is from RefSeq and is a predicted model, not a curated record. Lineage: Eukaryota; Viridiplantae; Streptophyta; Magnoliopsida; Malvales; Malvaceae.